GUGUCGUCACUUCCUGCCCACCCGAAGACGGUGCGGGAAUCUUUGCAAGCUAAGUAGCUUUCCAGCUGCUAAUGCUCCCUGUCAGUCAUUUGCUAAUUUUAACCGUACAAUGUCGUAUAUGAAAUGAACAGAGCAAGCGAAACUCUGCCUGAAACGUUGGAAUAGCAUUAAUUUAAAAUAUAUAUUAUUUAUAAUUAGCUGUGCGCGAGACUCUGCGUUGGUUAGCUACCCGCUAGCAGCAUCUUUCAGUUUUAUCACUAUGGCCAGUGCGACCAAUACAAACAUGAACGCAGUCCGGGAAACAAUGGAUGUCCUGCUUGAGAUCUCAAGGUUGCUGAACACCGGCUUGGACAUGGAGUCCCUGUCGAUCUGUGUGAGACUAUGUGAACAGGGCAUUAACCCAGAGGCCCUAUCUGCAGUCAUCAAGGAGCUGCGUAAGGCUUCAGAGACCCUCAAGGUGUCGGAGAACUGCACAAACUGAGGAUGAACAUAAAGAUCUCCUGACCUAGCAGCAGGCAUCAUGGACUAUUCCUGAGUCUGUAUCAACUGAAGGCCAUCCAGCUCAGUCCCAUUCGGUUUGACACGUCUUCUCUUCCUGCUCAGUGACUAAUUUGCUGUCCGACUCGGCCCUUUUACGUUUGAGAUUAAAUAUUUUUUUAAAAGGUAGCAACAUCUGCCUGCUGUGUUACUGCAUCACUGUUGAAGCGAGAUCAUUCGUCUCUCAAACAACUUGUGAUGCGUGAGUUUAAGGUGGCAGCAACAUCCAGUGCGAACUGAAGAGAGAAAUUCUAUUUCCCAUUAACUUAUGUUGCAUUUUUCUUCCGCAAAUUUGUACCUGGAGUUUUCCGAUAUGUAUGAAUUUUCAUGUAUUGUUAAACGUUUCACUUUUGUAUUUUUUCAAUUAAAGAGUUUCCUUUUGACAUUUCCAACCAUUCAUGUGCUGCCUAUGAAUAUGAUAAUAAAAUGAAAGGAAUAAUAUUUGUGA
Messenger RNA from Fundulus heteroclitus (mummichog), 985 nucleotides. It is a transcript of the gene mzt1, whose product is annotated as mitotic spindle organizing protein 1. Gene Ontology annotation, cellular component: spindle; interphase microtubule organizing center; centrosome. Gene Ontology annotation, biological process: microtubule nucleation by interphase microtubule organizing center; mitotic spindle assembly; gamma-tubulin complex localization. The transcript has 3 exons. Lineage: Eukaryota; Metazoa; Chordata; Actinopteri; Cyprinodontiformes; Fundulidae. Bases 260 to 481 code for a protein of 73 amino acids. The record is from RefSeq and is a predicted model, not a curated record.